Molecule: messenger RNA, 366 nt
Organism: Ascochyta rabiei
Lineage: Eukaryota; Fungi; Ascomycota; Dothideomycetes; Pleosporales; Didymellaceae
Product: DNA-directed RNA polymerase I core subunit rpa12
Exons: 3
Coding region: 1-366 (121 amino acids)
Biological process (GO): termination of RNA polymerase I transcription; DNA-templated transcription
Cellular component (GO): RNA polymerase I complex
Molecular function (GO): nucleic acid binding; zinc ion binding; DNA-directed RNA polymerase activity
Source: RefSeq, a predicted model, not a curated record
AUGUCUGCGAUUGGCUCUCUCGUCUUCUGCACAGACUGCGGAAACCUACUCGAUGGCAGUGCUGGCAAACAGAACGUCGUCUUGACCUGCACCGUCUGCGGCGCAAACUGCAAGGACACAUCCUCAAAGACCGUUGUUACUGUCUCCAAACCGACAGCUUUCCCAUCGGCCCUGCGCGCCAAGCGUUCCGAAGUGCAGACCAUCUCAGAGGAUGAUGUGAAUACGACCAGUGUCAUCGCCCAGCGCUGCGAGCAGUGCGGGCGCGAAGAGGUUCGCUACUACACUCAGCAGCUGCGGAGUGCAGACGAAGGGUCUACUGUCUUUUAUGAGUGUGACUGUGGUCACAAAUGGAACACCAACAACUGA